GUUGGACUUGGAUGCGCUUAGGAGUAGGCGCUUUUAUACUCGAUCCUGUGAGAUGUCGUCCGACCGCAGUUCAAAGUGUCUUAUUACCCUGAUGACAUUUCUCGCUUUAAUUUCCCAAAGUUUCGGAAAUUUGUGGGAUAGGACCCAAACUCCGACCUCCACGGAAAUCCAAUCACAAGCAGUGGCCGACCUCAUUAGCCGUCUUCUUCCGGAGCGGGCACAAGAGUUUGAUGUUAAAGUAGAGGCUGGUCAUCCAGCAGAAGAAAAUGGAUACUUCCAAAUUACCAAAACGAGAGAGAACGCUACGGUUUUCAUUCAAGGAUCAACCGGUGUAAUGGCAGCUUGGGGAUUUCAUUUUUAUUUAACUCAAUUUUGUCGUUGCCAAGUUUCCUGGGAUGCAGAUCAGUUGAACUUACCUGAUGUUCUACCAGAAGUCUCAAUGCGAGUCAACUCUCUAGACAAGGUUCGGUACUAUCAGAACACAUGCACAUUCAGCUACAGUUUUGCUUGGUGGCAGUGGCCGCGAUGGGAGCGCGAAAUAGAUUGGAUGGCCAUGAACGGAAUUAAUUUACCUUUGGCCUUUACUGGGCAAGAAAUCAUUUGGAAGCGGGUUUAUCUAGGAUUCGGCCUCGAAGAAGAAGAUCUUGAUGAGCACUUUUCCGGACCGGCUUUCUUUGCUUGGCAACGGAUGGGGAACUUUCGUGGAUGGGGUGGUCCGCUGAGCGAUAACUGGUUGAAUGAAACGCUUGUUCUUCAACAUAGAAUACUGGAACGGAUGCGAGCCUUUGGAAUGAUACCUGUGCUCCCAGCAUUUGCGGGUCAUGUUCCUCGCGCAAUGGAAAGUGUUUAUCCUAAUGCAAGUUAUACGCGUUUAACGUCUUGGCUGAAUUUCGAGGACAAGUAUUGUUGCCCCUUGUUCAUUCAGCCGACCGACCCGCUGUUUACUGAAAUUGGAUAUCGGUUUAUGGAAGAGAUGAACCUGGAAUUCGGCACGGAUCACGUAUACAGUUGCGACGUUUUUAACGAAGUGCGACCUACGUCGCCCGAUCCCGGCUUCAUUUCGUCAGUGGGUGCUGCGAUUUUCAAUGUCAUGUCAACAGCAGACCCUGACGCCAUAUGGCUAAUGCAAGGCUGGUUGUUUAAGCAUGACGCAACGUACUGGACUGCUGACCUAGCAAAAGCUCUACUGACAUCUGUACCCCAAGGACGGAUGCUGGUCUUGGAUCUUCAAGCAGAACUGGAUCCACAGUACAUCCGGCUCGAUUCAUUUUAUGGCCAGCCAUUUGUGUUUUGUUUGCUACAUAAUUUCGGAGGAACUUUGGGUCUUAAUGGAGCUGUAACUACACUCGCUAAGCGGGUCGUUGGUGCAAGAAAUUUCCCCAAUUCAACUAUGGUAGGGACAGGUCUGACUAUGGAAGGGAUUGAUCAAAACUAUGUCGUUUACGACAAAAUGCUUGAAUUGGGUUGGAGGAGUCAAGUUCCAGACUUAAAUCAGUGGUUUGACGAGUAUACCGUGCGGAGGUAUGGGGUUAACAAUUCAGCGGUUAUGACUGCCUGGAGAUACUUACAGCGGAGCGUGUAUAACGCAUCGCACGAGAUGACCCGUAAUAGGUACAUUGUUCUCACUCGUCGACCUAGUCUAGUCUUCAAACCACCACCACCGAUGUGGUACAGUCCUCAUGACGUAAUUUUAGCCUGGGACGCAUUUGUUCUCGGUGUACAGACCGAGCCAUCAUUGAUGAACGCAUCCAACUACCGCCACGACAUCGUUGAUCUGACGAGACAAGCACUCCAGGAAAUGUUUCACCUGUUAUACAACAAGCUCUUGGUCGUUUACAUUGAGAAGAAUGUUACCGCUAUCGGAGAAGUUGGACACACUAUGAUUGAUUUAUUGCAAGACUUGGACGAGCUACUACAAACAGGAUCUAAAUUCCUCUUAGGCAAAUGGAUCGCCGAGGCUAAAUCGUGGGGGAUGACAGAAGAGGAAAAGCUGCAGUACGAAUGGAAUGCUCGAAAUCAAAUCACGCUCUGGGGCCCUCGAGGAGAGAUUCGAGACUAUGCAGCGAAACAAUGGGCAGGUGUUGUAGCUGAUUACUUUAAGCCUCGCUGGGAGCUGUUUAUUCAAGAAAUGCAAACUUCUCUGAACGAGAAAAGACCAUUCAACAAAAAGGCGUUUGAAUUGGCAGCGUUUGCAACCGUUGAAGAACCUUUCACGUUUAGCACGAAAUUUUACACAGAUGAACCGAUAGGAGAUCCGAUAGUUAAAGCGGCGACGCUAUACAGCAAGUGGAAGAAAAUCUACCAGCGUGACAUUGUGAACGUAUCUUCAAACUUUCAACAAUUGAAAUCUGUUAAACGCCUCCCCACUACCAGAAGUAAACAACGCAAACAGCAAUUAACGAGUACUAGCACCGCUUGGCCAACUAUCACAGUUCAAUAAUUACGUAAAACUGAUUUUUUUUAGUAACAAACCCAUACAAUACGUCGACCCGAUACACAUCGAUGUGUUAACGUACAUAUAAUCUCACCUGAUAAUAGCCACAAUAAACAUA
This is a messenger RNA of Daphnia carinata, 2552 nucleotides long. Its product is annotated as alpha-N-acetylglucosaminidase-like. The record is from RefSeq and is a predicted model, not a curated record. The transcript is spliced from 18 exons. Bases 53 to 2440 code for a protein of 795 amino acids. NCBI's taxonomy places the organism in Eukaryota, Metazoa, Arthropoda, Branchiopoda, Diplostraca, Daphniidae.